ACAACAAACAACGAAAUUUAAAAAUACGUCGCCAAAAACGCGCCACCGAUGUGGUGCGGGAUCGCUGCCAUCUACCGGUGUAGAAAUGAAGAGAAACAACGGUCGUUAUCGCCAGUGAUUUCCGUCUGUUGUUUACGCGAUAAGCCGGUAUCUCUGACGUGCGCGGUGAUAACAGCGCUUGUAAAUCGUUUCCUGAAAAUAACAACAACAAUAAUAAUAAUAAUAAUAAUAAUAAUCUGCCCAUCGCCGUGUUGCUGCGGACGUUCCUCACGGCGGCCGUAAAGUGCGCCCACGUUACGGUAUCACGAUUCGCGACUGUCAAUAAUUAUCGUCAUUUGCCACGACGUGGGGAAGACGAUAUUGAUGACCCCAUCGUAAUAUCGUAGUCAUCACAAUAAUUGAUCGUCUUUAGCAAUAAUUUUGAUGGAUACGUGCGUGCAGUACGAGUACAGACCGCACCAUACAAUAACACGACAACAAUAAUAAUAAUAAUAAUAUUAUAGUGGGUGUGUGCGUGCGGCGUGUGCGUGUGCGUUUGCGUGCGUGUGUGGCAAUCCGUCGUGGUCGCUCGCGUUAUCCAAGUUCCCAAUUCCCAAUCGGUUCGACCCGAUAAAGAAUAAAUGCUCUGAGUGGCUGGCGCGUUCCGACCGACUCAUUUAGACCGCCGUACGACGUGGCACGAUUAAUGUUUAUCAUCCGUGUGUCGCGCACCGCGUUGGUCUCGUUGAACCGCACUAUGGACCGUCCACGUUUCAGAAGACGACCCUCGACGACGUCCGCCACCGACUCCUCUGUCAUCUACGAUUUCGGCGUCACCGACGACGUUUAACGCGUACGUCAAGCACGUCGUCACCCCUCCCGGGCAAGAGACGCACGCCGAGGAUAAGUAAACCCGGAUCCGGCGCACAGAGACGAUCGACGGCUGGACUCGGGGCAUGUAAAGACAUGUGCGGCGUCGACACCAAAAUGGCACAAACCAAAGCGCUGAUAUUGGUCGGCGGUUACGGCACCCGUCUGCGACCACUCACGCUCAGCCGGCCAAAGCCGCUCGUCGAGUUUGCCAACAAGCCGAUGAUACUCCAUCAGAUCGAAGCCCUGGUCACAGUCGGUGUGCGAGAGGUAAACAUGUUCACCAUCUAGAACCACGGCGUUUGCCAUGUCUUUGUACACCUCUAAUCGCCCCUCCGGCUGCGUGAUUUGUCAUUCGACACCUCUGUGGCGUCUUGCACAAGGUUAUAUUGGCUGUUUCGUACCGUGCUGAACAGAUGGAAAAAGAGAUGAGUGACGAAGCCAAGAAACUUGGUGUUCAACUAGUUUUUUCACAUGAAUCUGAACCGCUUGGCACGGCUGGACCUUUAGCUCUAGCCAAACAUUUGUUGGCCAAUGAACAAAACCAGCCAUUUUUUGUUUUGAACUCUGAUAUUAUUUGUGAGUAUCCAUUUAAAGACUUGAUUGCGUUCCAUAAAUCGCAUGGUCGUGAAGGUACAAUUGUGGUGACUAAGGUUGAAGAGCCAUCCAAGUAUGGUGUUGUGAUGUAUGAUGAAGGCACUGGUCGCAUAGAAAGUUUCAUUGAAAAACCACAAGAGUUUGUCUCUAACAAAAUCAAUGCAGGCAUUUACAUUUUAAAUCCGUCUGUGUUGGAUAGAAUUAAGUUGGAGCCAACAAGCAUUGAAAAAGAAGUGUUUCCGUUUAUGGCCCAAGACGGUCAAUUAUAUGCGUUUAACUUGAAAGGAUUCUGGAUGGAUGUAGGACAACCAAAAGAUUUCCUAACUGGAAUGUGCAUGUACUUGACAUCAUUAAAGACACGUAGUCCAACUUCAUUGUAUUCUGCUGAUGGUGUCGUUGGUAAUGUUCUAGUUGAUCCAACUGCGACUAUAGGUGAAGGUUGUAAAAUUGGUCCUAAUGUUACUAUUGGUCCAAAUGUAACUGUUGAAGAUGGUGCUUGCUUAAGAAGGUGUACCAUACUAGCGGGAGCUACAGUUAAAUCACAUACGUGGUUGGAUUCUUGCAUAAUUGGUUGGCGUUCAGUAGUUGGAUGUUGGGUGCGUAUGGAAAAUACUACCGUACUUGGAGAAGAUGUUAUUGUUAAAGAUGAAUUGUACAUUAAUGGUGGACAGGUUUUACCACACAAAUCAAUCAGUACUUCAGUACCUGAUCCUCAAAUUAUUAUGUGAUUAAUAUUAUUUUAUUUGUAAAAAAUAUUUUAAUUAUUAUUAAUUGUUAAUUUUUUAUUUUUGUGUACAUAAUUGGGGUUUCAUUAAUUUUUAUUUAUCAAAUAUUGAAUCUGCGCAAAAAAGGUCAAUCUUAAUCUUUUUGGAUAAAUGUAUCCUAAGACCAGGCAAAUAAAAAGAUCAAAGCUUAUUCUUAUAUUUAAUUCAUUAUGAUGAAACGUCGGUUCUGACAGUUCAGAUUUCAUAACUGCCAUACACAGAAAGGUUGGACCUUUCGGUUCCCGAAGUGCAGAAUUAUAUUAUAAAAAACAAUUAUUGUAGACAUAUUGAAUAGCUAUUUAUUUUGUAACCUACCAUAUUAAAUUAGGUUAAUGAGCAUGAUUCAUGCAAAUACUAUAUUGGAAAAUAAACAAUUAUUUUUUUAUUAUUUUUUAAAUUUAUUUAAUUCAAAAACACUUGCUUGAAAUCAUUUCAUUUAAAUUAUAACUAUCAAAAAUUGGUAGAUUUCAACAUUUUAUUAUGUACUCACAUUUUUGUUUACAUUGAUUUUAUGUUUUUCACAAGUAAACAACACCUUUGUUAUUAUGUGUAUGAUAGUAUAAAUAAUAUUAGUAAAAAAAAAAAUAUAUAUAUUUUUAAAUGGUAAAAAUUAAGACUAUUGUUUAUAUUAUGUUAAUUACAUUAACUUAACAAUAGUCGGUAAUCUAAAUAUUGUUAUGUUAUUUAGUUAUCAUAACAAGACUUGUAUUACAAUAUUUGAAAGAUCUAUUACAUUUGAAAAACAUAAUUAAUUAGUAAAUAAUAACUAAUAACUACUAUACACAUAAAAAUAAAACAGGUAAAAAAACACUAUUGAGUAUCUCCUACACAAACGUGUAUUUCAUCACUAAUACAUUUAACAAAUCAUUUAUUUUAUUAUUUUUUAAUUGUUACAUAUAUUAAUUUAUAUAAUUUAUUAAUACAUUCAUGGUUAUCAAUCAUGAGACUCAAUAAACAUCUACUAAAGAUAAAGAAAAACAAAUUGUUCAACGCAUUUUUUAUUAUUUAUAUCAGAUUUUAUUCCAAAAAUAUAAUUUAUUUUAACUUUUUUUAUUGUUUAUUUUUAUAUACAUUUUGUAAUAUUUAUAGUUAUAAAAUAUGUUUCAAAACCACUUAUUAUAAAAAACUAUAAAUCCAAAUAUUUUGAUUUUGAAAUAAGUAGAAAAAAUAUUUUAUAUACGAGUUAUAUUUUGAAGGUAACAUUUUUUGUUUAUUUUUUAAUCACAUUAAAAAUUUAAAACUAUGUUUAACUUUCUGUACCAUUCUGCUGAAUAAAAUCAUUUAUAUUUACAUA
Molecule: messenger RNA, 3504 nt
Organism: Acyrthosiphon pisum (pea aphid)
Lineage: Eukaryota; Metazoa; Arthropoda; Insecta; Hemiptera; Aphididae
Gene: Gmppb
Product: GDP-mannose pyrophosphorylase B
Exons: 3
Coding region: 1266-2174 (302 amino acids)
Biological process (GO): GDP-mannose biosynthetic process
Molecular function (GO): GTP binding; mannose-1-phosphate guanylyltransferase (GTP) activity
Source: RefSeq, a predicted model, not a curated record